UUUAAAUUCAUCCAAACGCCAGUCGAUCCACGUCGCUUGAAUAGCGUGCAUACUUGACAAUUUUAUUAUCUUAGUAUUAAAUAUAAUUACAUGAAAAAAGUAAACAGAGAUACGUGAUUAUAAAAUUUAACUAGUGUUUGAACAAGAUAACGAUUUAUUGCAUAUUGUUUUACUUUAACAGAUAAAAUUAUUUUAUAUAGUUUAUUAAUUUACAUGGAUCAUCAAAUAUGAUUUUGAGUUAACGUUUAAUUGCCACCUAUUUUUAGUCAAGAUAACAUAUAAUUAAUAAUUUUCAAAAAUUAUUUAUUUGUAAAAGUGAUUUAGCAAAAAAAAAUUUUAACAAUGAUUUUUUGGUUCAUUUUAUUAAAUAUAUUUUUAUAUAUUAAUGCCAAUCCCAUUAGUGAUGAGUGGCAAUUGCAUAUCGUGCAUACUAAUGACAUGCACUCGAGGUUCGAAGAGGUGUCGGCUCUAUCGACGAGAUGUUUGCCUAGUUAUGCAGAAAGUGGUAAAUGUUAUGGAGGAUUCGCGCGAAUUGCGACACUAGUGCGUAAAGCGAAAAAUUCAACGAUACCGACGUUAUUUUUGAACGCCGGUGAUACAUACCAGGGGACGGUAUAUUAUACCGUACAUAAAUGGAGAAUAGUUUCAAAAUUUCUCAAUCUUUUGAAGCCAGAUGCGAUUUCAUUAGGAAACCAUGAGUUUGAUGACGGACCCGAGGGAUUGGUGCCGUUUAUCAACGCAGCUGAGUUUCCCAUUGUCACGAGCAAUUUGGACCUCACUGGGGAGCCAGAGCUGGCAGCCGCGACGAAGCUAAGCAACAGCACUGUAAUCACAGUUGACGGCAGAAGAGUCGGUAUUAUAGGAUACUUGACGCCAGAGACAAAAGUAAUCUCGAGCCCUGGGAAAGUUGUCUUUCUCGACGAGGUUGAGACCGUCAGACGGGAAGUUAAUAAACUCCAAGCCGAUAACGUGACAAUAAUAAUAGCACUGGGUCACUCGGGUUUUGGUGCUGACAAAAAAAUAGCCGCUGAGGUCGACGGCGUGGACUUGGUUAUCGGCGGUCAUACAAACACUUUCCUCUACAGCGGACGCAAGCCCGAUUUGGAAGUACCUGAGGGACUGUAUCCCACCGAAGUUAUUCAAAAAAACGGGCGCAAGGUGUACGUUGUCCAGGCUUACGCUUACACAAAGUAUCUCGGGAAUCUCUCGAUUACUUUCGACGCUGCCGGAGAAAUUCGCAGCAUCCUUGGAAAUCCUAUUCUCGUAACCAGCGACAUUGAACAAGCUCCUGACAUUCUCCAAGAACUCGAAGUUUGGAAAAAAGCAACAGACAAUUUCACUCGCAUCGAAGUCGGUUACUCUAAAGUCUUACUCGAUGGCAAUGAAAAAAAUUGCCGACGUCGCGAAUGCAACCUUGGCAAUGUUAUCGUCGACGCCAUGAUCGACUAUAAUACCAGAGAAUUCCCGAGUAUCGAUGGAUGGACAGAUGCAGCAGUUGCUAUUCACAACAGUGGCUCAGUCAGAACUUCAAUAAAUAAAUCACCAAACACUCCGAUAACAGUGAGUGAUAUAUUAGCAGUGCUGCCGUUCAAUAAUGCCAUUGGAAAAAUAAAUAUGACAGGGAAACAAAUAAUUACAAUGCUUGAACACAGUGUUCAUUCUUUAGAAUUUAACGACACGAGCAAUCUUAACGGAGGAUUUUUACAUUUCUCUGGUCUCCAGGUCGUCUACGAUUUAUUUAAACCAAGUGGUAACAGAGUAGUACAUGAUUCAGUAUUAAUACGUUGUUCGAAAUGUCGUAUUCCGCAGUACAAUAAAUUAGAAGAAAAUAGUACAUAUACAUUGAUAGUACCUGACUUCAUUGCUCAAGGUGGUGAUGGUUAUGAUAUGUUACAAAAUUUGACCUAUGCACCAUUUGGAGUAACGACGGAUCAAAUAUUAACUGAUUAUAUUAAAAGACGAAGUCCACUUCAUGCAGGAGUUGAAUGGAGAAUAAGUUUUCUCGAAUCAAAUGACAACCAUAAAAAUAGCGCAAACAAUAUUUAUUUGCAAAAAAUUUUCGUUCUUCCAUUAUUAUCAAUUCUGAUAUUUUUGCGGUAAAUAAAAUAAUGUAUAAUAUUCAAAUAAAUAUGUAAGAUAAAUAAUAAUA
Molecule: messenger RNA, 2149 nt
Organism: Microplitis mediator
Lineage: Eukaryota; Metazoa; Arthropoda; Insecta; Hymenoptera; Braconidae
Product: protein 5NUC-like
Exons: 7
Coding region: 343-2100 (585 amino acids)
Biological process (GO): AMP catabolic process
Cellular component (GO): plasma membrane
Molecular function (GO): 5'-nucleotidase activity; nucleotide binding; metal ion binding
Source: RefSeq, a predicted model, not a curated record